Xylona heveae TC161 is the source of this 879-nucleotide messenger RNA. Its product is annotated as clathrin coat assembly protein. Bases 29 to 463 code for a protein of 144 amino acids. Gene Ontology annotation, biological process: clathrin-dependent endocytosis; protein transport. The record is from RefSeq and is a predicted model, not a curated record. Gene Ontology annotation, molecular function: clathrin-cargo adaptor activity. Gene Ontology annotation, cellular component: intracellular membrane-bounded organelle; AP-2 adaptor complex. The transcript is spliced from 5 exons. Lineage: Eukaryota; Fungi; Ascomycota; Xylonomycetes; Xylonales; Xylonaceae.
CGGUCUGGCGGCGAGCGUCAUUCUCAAUAUGGUUCUGUCAUUUAUUCUGAUACAGAAUCGACAAGGGAAAACACGCCUGGCAAAGUGGUACGCUCCGUAUAAUGAUGAGGAAAAGAUAAAACUCAAAGGCGAGGUCCACCGACUGGUCGCACCUCGGGAUCAAAAAUAUCAAUCCAACUUCGUCGAAUUUCGUAACAAUAAAAUUGUCUACCGGCGAUACGCAGGCCUGUUUUUCUGCGUCUGUGUUGAUGCCAAUGACAACGAGUUGGCUUAUCUUGAAGCAAUACACUUUUUCGUUGAAGUGUUAGAUUCGUUUUUUGGAAAUGUUUGCGAGCUGGACUUGGUGUUCAACUUUUACAAGGUCUACGCCAUCCUCGAUGAAGUCUUCUUGGCCGGAGAGAUCGAAGAGACGAGUAAGCAAGUUGUGCUGACAAGGCUGGAACACUUGGACAAACUCGAGUAAUGUAUACUUCUGCAUGUGUGAAGUCCCAUCAUGCGUUUUGCCGGAAUCUCUGGGGUUUCUUUUUAUUACGGGGAUGAGGGGCCUGGCGUUGGGGGGUUUGGAACCGCUCAAGCUAUCUGAGCGUUUGCAUUUUAAUACAAAUAUUUAGCCCGAAGACUUUGCCAUACCAUGGUUGCUAUGUUCAAUUUAAGUCACUUCGAAAGUGCUUGUUGCUGUUGUCCUUCAUAUACGUGUUAUAUGGUCGUUUAAUUUUGCUUGAGGCACCCCGCGAUGGACAAUUUUUGACGAAAAAUUCUCCUGUUAUGCUUUGGCUGAUAUGAUCUAUAGGUGCGUCAGUUAUCAACCAAGUUAUUCGCUGUCGUUAACAGCAUUGUUCCAUCGGCAACUUAAGAGUAUUACAGUGAGAUAACCUGGUU